Macroventuria anomochaeta is the source of this 2164-nucleotide messenger RNA. RefSeq lists its product as uncharacterized. NCBI's taxonomy places the organism in Eukaryota, Fungi, Ascomycota, Dothideomycetes, Pleosporales, Didymellaceae. The transcript has 9 exons. The record is from RefSeq and is a predicted model, not a curated record. Bases 158 to 2164 code for a protein of 668 amino acids.
UUCGCAACUUCUUGACGCCCUCGACAUAGCAAUACGACUGUAGCACACCUCUUCAAUAGUAGAACAUUUCUGGACGUGCGAAGACGACCUCACUGAUACGAGCACCCGCUCCAAUAACCAUAGCGGCGUUGUAGCAGACGGAGAUAGCCGUGGUAACAUGAGUAACUACCGGCUAGCCAUAGCUCUCGACGAGUUUCAACAAACCCUCACGCCAGAUCAGACUGCUCAGCUCAAGUCAUACUCGAAUCAUGCGCCUACACCAAAUGAUGUUGUCUCGCUAACAGACCAAGUCAUCCAGGCCAACGCAAGUCGCAAGACCCACAUCUUCGCCUCACGGCUUCAAGGACUCCUUGGCUCCAUCCAACAGUAUUGCAACAUAAUCGACACAUGCGUGGGACCUAACCAGAUAGCGGCGCUAGUUUGGGGCAGCAUCAAGCUUGUAAUUCUGACCUCGUCAAACUUUUCAGAGUACUUUGAAAAGCUAUCAGAACGAAUUGCUCAGCUCAGUAAUUACUGCCCUCGAUUCUCAGAAUACGACAAACUUUUCCCAACAUCCAUCAGGCUACAACAAGCACUUUCUGACUUUUAUGCUGUUGUGGUUAGCUUCUGUUCCAAGGCGCUUCAUGUGAUACAGGAGAGAGGCGCCAAGCGCUUUUCCAAGUCGAUCUGGAAAUCAUUCAAGGUCGAGUUCAAAGAAAUAGAGGAGAGCAUCAGUGAAGCAAAGGAUGAAGUCGCCGAAGAGUUGGCGCUGGCGUCAGAACAAGAGGCACAUGAAUUUCGUGGCUAUCUGACUGCGGCAGUAGAGGAGAACAACUCUUUCCGUAUAGAGCAGAGAGCCGAGAUUGAAGCAAGCCGGAAUUUUCGAUCACAACAGAGGCAUGCAUUGCAACAAACCAGAGCUCGGCAGAUCCAAAAAAUCGUCAAAGAAGAAGAACGUCAAAAGAUUCGAUUGCUGCAACUUAUUCCGAGCCAUGACUACGCUCUUAGCCUUCGUCGAGCAAGAGGAUUGCGUUGCGAAGGGACGUGUGAUUGGCUUCUCCAACGGCCAGAAUUCCGGGAAUGGGUUGAUCGGAGAGGCGCAAAGCACCUGUGGUGUUACGGUAUCCCUGGUUGUGGAAAAUCGGUCUUAAUGGGACACGCCAUCAACCAUCUCAGUCGAAGCUUCGCAGCUCACAGUAGUACGGUCAUCAUCUACUACUUCUUCGACUACUCCAAGAAGAAGUCACUGCAGGUAUCUGCCUUCCUGCGGUGCGUCUUGCAUCAGGUUAUCACAGUCGACAACCUUCUUCCCGAGUCGCAAAGGAGUUUAGAGUCUCUUUUUGAAGAGCGGAUAGGCAAUCCAGGGCCCGCUAUCGAUGAACUAGAGAGGUUGGUCUGUCACUUCAUCGCGAAAUACGAAUCUGCUUUUCUCCUCAUUGACGGUCUUGACGAAGUCAGCGAGACGGAGCGAAGGAACGUCAAAUCUGUACUCAAGACGAUACAGAAGAAAGAAAGUGUUCGUAUCCUUGCUAUGACACAUGCUGCCAUGGACAUGACGAAGGUGCUCACUCGGUGUUCACGUCUUCAGAUCAAGCCAGAUGACCUUAGGCAUGACAUCACAACGUAUGUUCAACUGCAGAUUGAUACGUACUUGCAAAGCGACCUCCUUGGCUGUUCAUCCUCUGCGCUUGACUUGGUCAAGCGAAAGUUAGUUUCUGACGCGGAAGGAAUGUUCCUUUGGGUUGACCUACAUAUCAAGGCUAUCUUAGAUGCCUGUGAAGAGGAUGGAACCCCAGACAGGAUUCCUGAUCUUCUCGAGACACUUCCACAAGGAAUCACAGAGUUGUACAGCCUCCUGUUGCACAGGGUUACAGAGGGAUCCAGUCAUCAGGCUGAAAGGGCGAAGAAGGCGUUCCAGUGGGCGAUCUACGGUAGACGACCACUAGCGAUCGAAGAGCUGCAAGAGGCGGUAUCCAUCACCGCAGAACAGAAGUCAUGGACUGCUCCCUCUUUUGCACUAGAUGCAUCGAGACUUAGCAGAAUGUGCGCAAACCUAAUUGAUCACGACGAGGCUACGAAGCAAGUAGUGCUAGCUCACCACUCUGUCGAGUCGUUCUUCCGAAGCGAGCCUGGCGGAGGAAACCUCAAAGCCUUUUCAAUUGACGAAGUCGAGAGACUGAACUAA